Molecule: messenger RNA, 1118 nt
Organism: Loa loa (African eye worm)
Lineage: Eukaryota; Metazoa; Nematoda; Chromadorea; Rhabditida; Onchocercidae
Exons: 9
Coding region: 123-701 (192 amino acids)
Biological process (GO): mitochondrial respiratory chain complex I assembly
Cellular component (GO): mitochondrion
Source: RefSeq, a predicted model, not a curated record
UUGCAGGUGGCAUUUUCACUAUCUUGUGGUAGAUUGGUAUUUACUGUACCUUUGAUUUCCCAACUGAUCGAAGUUGGUCACGUGACCGUGAUUUAGUGAAUGCGGUGGUAUUUUCUUAUGAAAUGAAGAAGAUUUGGAAGUCAGUUUUACGUACGGUGAAAAAUCGGAAAUAUCAGCAAAAAGCAAUUAAAUAUGCUGAAGAUAUGGAAAAAACCAACACUAUCCAUCGUGCACCGCGAUAUCCAACGGAACAAAAGAAUUUUCAAAAAAUCCAAGCUGAUGAAAGAAUUACACAGGAAAUAAAAAAACGAAACGAUAUUUUAAUAGACAAUAUGAAUAAAAUCACAGUAACUUCUUCCGAACCGAAAAACCGUUGGACACCGACCAAAGAAUUGCGAUCAAAAGAUACAGAAUGGGUUCGUAGGAAUGAUCAAAUAUGGGAAUUCGGAUUUUAUGAGCUUCCACUGGACAAAAUGCCAAAAGGGAAAUUAAUGUUUCGCGAAGCUAUUGAGAUCCUGCGAGCACGAUGCGACAAAGAUUUCGUAUUAAAAUUAAGCGAAGAACAAAAAGAUAUCUUACUUCCUCAGAUCCUAGAAAGCUUAGAAAAGCAUCCGGCCAUGCAGAGGAUUGGCGAAGAAACUUUUAACAGAAUUUGGCAAUAUUUUAGGCCAUUCGAGCAGAAGGAAAACAAUAUAUUGUGAGGAGGAAAGAUAUAGAUGAACUUCGCGAUGCAAUGUUGGGUUUCUACAAAGAACCGAAACUACCAUCGUUUGAAAGUUUGAAAAAAAAGCGAGAGCAGCAGCUCAAGACUGAAUUACAUGUUCGUCUGGAAGAUGGUUUAAUGGAUGAAGAUGAAAAAGAAAGGCUUGAAAGAUUAGAGAAAAUGAAGCAAUUAAAAGCAAAGGAAGAUAUGCGACUUUCACAAGAACUAAAAAAGCUUGGUCUCACAAACGAAGACAAAAAACCGGAUGGAGCAGUCAAGGACGAUACAGAAAAACGACGUUUGGAACAAGCGAAAUGAUUAUUAGUCAGGUAUUGUAUAACUAACGAAUAGGUGUCUUAUAUUAAAUUUGUAUAUUUAAUAUUGAUUGGUUGUCGAAUAAGCUGUUUUUAUGCUG